AUGCGGGGUCUGUCCAUGCCCGUGGCAGCUGAUAUCGAUGGAGCAACGAUGGAAACAUUCCACGUCUCGCUCCUCGACAGCGCCAAGAAGUUGGCAGCGAUGAGGUGCCUCACUGAAGCCUACCAGCACGAGAUGGACCGCGGCGUGGAUGGCACCCCGGCUGCUGAAGAAGAAGAUGCAAUCGGACUAGCCUGCUUCAGCCCCCGCAUUCGCGACGAGCCCUUCCCCAAAGGGUUCUCGCUCCCUCAAGACACUCCCAAGUACACCGGCUUCGUGAAGCCUGAAGACUGGCUGGUCGACUACUCCACGGUCGUCAGCAUAGCUAACGGCAACAAGCGUGUUGCCGUGAAGUAUGUUCCGCUCAUGCUCCAGGGCACGGCCUGGACCAAGCUGAACAACCUCAAGCCAUACAGUGGCAAGGGCCUGCCUCCUCCGCCUGCCGGCCCACCGGCUUCGCCUCCUCAGCAGCUGGCGGCCCGCCCAGACGGCCGGCUCCAAAAUGAGUUCCCCGAAGCCAAUGCCACCUACUUCAUCUUCACCAGUGAAGCCGACGACAAGCACAGCCAGUGCCAGCACCACCAGGAGGUGAACGCUGUCGCCCCAGAGGUCCCAGAGUUCAUGCACUGGUCCGAGAGGCCCAUCAGCUGGAGCCAUGCCGACCACCCAACCGUGAUGCCGUCGCCGGGUUCUUAUGCCAUGGUGCUGGAUUCCACCUUCUCAACAGAGAGGCGAGCUUGCCGCUUCUACCGGAUCCUGAUAGACGGUGGUACCAGCAUCAACAUCCUCUACCAUGACACCAUGGAGAAGUUGGGCAUCAAGGAGAAGCAACUCGUGCCCAGUCGGACUAUCUUCCACGGCAUCGUACCUGGACUUCCCUGCUCCCCAAUCGGCACCAAGGGCAUCAUCACCAAAGCCGGCGACUACCAAAAGUCAGCUGCAUGCGCAGCUACUAGCAGUCGGCUGGCCCAGUCCCUCAUCAUCACCGAAGAGAAGCAUCUCCUUGACCGGGUGGUGGCCAUGGCCAGCAAGCAGCUGAGCAUGCCAUCCGACCCCAAGGACACGGAGGCUCAGGGCUCCUUCCAGCCGGCCAAGGAAACCAAGAAGAUUGCCUUGGACCCGGCUCACCCGGAGAGACACCCCAUCGUGGGAACCAACCUCGACAGCAAAUAG
Aegilops tauschii subsp. strangulata is the source of this 1170-nucleotide messenger RNA. RefSeq lists its product as uncharacterized. NCBI's taxonomy places the organism in Eukaryota, Viridiplantae, Streptophyta, Magnoliopsida, Poales, Poaceae. The record is from RefSeq and is a predicted model, not a curated record.